UUUGUUGAUUUGUCUUUUGUGGCGUAUGUCGUCCUUAAGUAUACGUAUUCACCUUUUCUGGGGCCAGUAUAAAAGGGAAAAAUACAGCGCGGUCAGGUAUAUAUAUUGUAGUCGCAACCGCUCUGGGAAAUAUCACCGUCAGAAUCACCAUUAACGCAACAAAACCUUAAAAUGGCGAAAAUUGAGCUGAUGCUUGUUGUGGUAGUUGUUGCUGUGUGUGCUGUACAUGCGCAAGAUGAUUUUCGUAAAGAGGGGUUAUGCCCUGAAGUUGUACUGAAUACUACCCACAAUUUCAACGUGAGUUUCGACUGUCUGUCCGACUCGGAGUGCAGCUACGAUCAUAAAUGCUGUCAGCGUCCCGACGGGGCUUACAGGUGUACAGAACCCCUUCCAAACGUGACUAGCACCAUGCGGACAACCACGGCAAAUAAAUUCGUUAAGCCCGGCCACUGUCCCGGUCCCAGGUUCACUUUUGGAAGACGCUGCCCUGGCGGGCAAACCUGUUCCAAUGACGGGGAUUGUUACGGGAACAUGAAGUGCUGCAGUAGGUUCAGCUACGACGAAUGCCCUUCGGUCUGCAGAUACCCGGACUCCAACACCACCAUGAGCAGCAUGCGACCGGUGUCUCCGUCAUUCAAGCCGUCAAGCAAACCUCACCGCGAUCAACCAGGCUCUUGUCCCAGCGACUAUGGGAAAUACCAUGAAUCCUAUGAAUGGUACGACGACGUCACCUGCAAAAACCACUGUAAUAGCACUGAUGACUGCGCAGAGGGUGAACUGUGCUGCAUUGAGGAAUACAUCUUGGAAAUGGAACACGAUGACUAUCGCAAACGUCGGCAAGCAGACGGCUCCAGGUGCCCCGUUUGCAUGAAAGCUAAACUCGAUUGUGACAGUGAAUAUGGGACGACAUACAAACAUGGCCAGCUAUACAAAAGAGCUUAUGAUGACUGUUAUCUCUGUCAGUGCUACUACGGACAAACCAGCUGCUAUAAUGUAUGUGGUUAUGAUGACGACGACGACAUCUGGUAUGAUGGCCUCUACAUGCCACAGGCCUGGAUUGCUGCAGGCGUGGCCGCUGGUACUGCUCUGCUCAUCAGUGUGAUCUUCACUCUGUCCGUGUGCUGCUGCCUGAAGUGUUGUUGCAAAGAUAAACAGCAGACCAUUGUGGUGCAGCAACAACCUCCCAUGGCACAACAACCCGGCAAUGCCUACUACAUGUCUCCUCCCAGAGAAGAGAAACUUCUCCUGGCAGACAACGGUUACACCACGGCUUAAAUAAGGGGUGAUGCAUGGCAAAAGCUGGUACAAAUAGCUGUAACGCAAUUAAUAGUUGGUGAGCUCCAAACAGCUGGAAUAGAUUAAUGCACGCUUUAUACAGACAAAUAUUGCUGUUUUCAGUGUUCUCAUUGACGAUAUUGUACGUAGCUUCGUUUGGGAUAUAAUCAAUUAUUUCAACUUAUCGAUUUGAUAAGUUGAAAUAAGGGAAGAAUCCAAAAAUAAACAAGGGGUAACUCCAGGUUGUACCUCAAGGUAACCAACAAACCCUGCUAAACCUCGGUAAAACCUCGAGGUAAACCUCAAGUUACCGCCUGUUUAAUUUUUGCAUUCUCCCCUAAGAUAUUUUGUACAGAAUUUUGCUCUUGCGUGGAAUACUGAACUUGUUUAAAGUUGGUCAGUUCAGAGACUAUAGUCUAAGUAGUGUUGAGUGUGUUGGUGGUUUUUGUGGGAUGUCCUUCGUUUCUAAUGAAUGAGGUUAUUGUCUUGUACUAUAGCUACCCAGUCCUAUAAUUGUAAAUAUCACUUUACUUUUAGAACGAAAGAUGAACUAUAUUUGAUAAUUCAAUAUUUAAGAAUUCCAUCCUUGUUAUCAACUUCUAAUGUACAAAACAUUUUCCAUUUGGGAGGUGUACCGAACUGUAUGCUAAUUAAACACACUCGGGGCAGGAACAACGUAAAUUUAAUUCUCACUUGCUUUUCAAGUUUCCAAUACAAAACAGGUUUAAUUAAAAUUGCUCAUAAUUGUCCUGCUUCAAAAAGUAAUUCUUCAUUUUGUGCAAAGAGGCAUCUCGCUGAUACAAAUUAAUAACAUCCGUAUUGUCAAAAAAGAUUCACGAAAAACAGAUGUGUGUGUCUUGAAGAAACAAAGCUUUGUGUUAAUACAUCAGUAAGUAAGUUUGAGGAGCACUCCAAAUAUUGUAAAUAUUAUGACAAGUCUACUGUCUGCAUUUGCAACGACUGGAUUUCUCUAACUUACUAAAUUUGCAGAGUUACAUUGUACGAAUAACAUUCAGAACGAGAAGAACAAAGA
Patiria miniata (bat star) is the source of this 2308-nucleotide messenger RNA. RefSeq lists its product as uncharacterized. The coding region runs from base 172 to 1275 and encodes 367 amino acids. Gene Ontology annotation, molecular function: peptidase inhibitor activity. The record is from RefSeq and is a predicted model, not a curated record. Lineage: Eukaryota; Metazoa; Echinodermata; Asteroidea; Valvatida; Asterinidae. Gene Ontology annotation, cellular component: extracellular region. The transcript has 9 exons.